Messenger RNA from Poecilia reticulata (guppy), 2700 nucleotides. The record is from RefSeq and is a predicted model, not a curated record. NCBI's taxonomy places the organism in Eukaryota, Metazoa, Chordata, Actinopteri, Cyprinodontiformes, Poeciliidae.
CCGCGUUGGAUUGACGUCAUAUCCGGUGGUGCGCAGCCCUUUACAGGAUGUGACAGUUUGCUUUUCUUCACUAUCCGCCACUUCAUGUAGCAUACUGUCAAAAAAUGCCGAAACGCUGCGUAGCGGCUGGGUGUAAUAAUUACCCAAGCGAACACAUUUCACUGUUCUCAUUCCCAAAAGAUGAAAAGCUUCGAGACCAAUGGACGCAGCAGGUUCAGAGAACCAGAGGCAGCUGGCUUCCCACUCCGUCCUCUGUUCUCUGUAGCGAGCAUUUCACUGCAGACUGCUUCGAGGAGGCGCCCGGAUUAAAGGAGUCUUUCGGUUUGGAAGUACGUUACAAACGGGUUGUUAAACCGACUGCUGUCCCUUCGGUUUUUGAGAUGUUACCCACAGCUGAAAACGACACCAGCAGAGCCAAACGGCACAGAGAAGCUCCGGUUCCCAGACACUCCCGGAAAAGAGUCUUCCACAGCAUCAUGUCGGUUAUUACUUGGGAGGUUGAUGCUGAUCACAUUCUCAUUAGCAAACAAAGGUCAAGCUCUCCUCUUGACCAGGAUUUACCAAAAGGUGUGGAAAUAAAAGAUGAACCAGAACCCCGGACGACUGAGACAGAAGACCCAGAACCUCGAGUGAUUAAAGAAGAACAGAUUGAGUUGUGCAUCUUUCAGGAUGAAGGGCAGGUUUUGGUGAAGCAAGAGACUGAAACCUCCACCUCCAUGGAGAAUCCUGCUUAUGGGGAAGCAUUUCAGGACGGACCAGAGCAGCAGCAGAUGAUGGAGACAAAGAAGGAACCAGAUCCUGUAGAGAUCAAACAGGAGCAGGAGGAGCUCUGCGGUAAUCAGGACAAAGAACAGCCAAAUGUUUUUGAGUUUUGUGGUAAUUCUUUCAUGCAGCAUAAUCACAUGAUACCUCAAGCAGAUGAGAAACCUUUCUCCUGCCUGACUUGUGGAAGAGGUUUUAACAAGCAGUACAACUUGACCGUCCACAUGAGAACUCACACAGGUGAGAAGCCAUACCCUUGUGAGCUGUGUGAUAAAUCUUUCAGGAGGAGCAAUGAUUUGGCCCGUCACAUCAGAACUCACACAGGCGAGACACCGUAUUCUUGUCAGUUUUGUGGUAAAUCCUUUAACGACAACAGUCAUCUCACCAUUCACCUGAGAACACACACUGGUGAGAAGCCCUACUCCUGUGAAGUGUGCGGUAAAUCUUUGACUGACAGCAGUCAUUUGAUCAAACACAUGAGAACUCACACGCCUGAAAAGCCUUUCCCAUGCCUGACGUGUGGAAAAGGUUUCACUGCUCAGUCUGACCUGACAGUCCACAUGAGAACCCACACCGGUGAGAAGCCCUUCACCUGUCUGGUCUGUGGUAAAGGUUUUAUCCAGAAAACUACCCUGAGUUAUCACAUGAGGACCCACACAGGUGAGAAGCCUUUUCCAUGUGACCUGUGUGAUAAAUCUUUUAUUCAAAGCAGCGAUCUGGCCCGCCACCUCCGAACCCACACAGGGGAGAAACCAUAUUCUUGUGACUUGUGUGACAAGUCUUUCAGACAGAGCAGCGAUCUGGCUCGUCAUAUUAGAACUCACACGGGAGAGAAACCAUUCUCAUGUCAGACUUGUGGAAAAGGUUUUACCAAGCAGAAUAAUCUGACUGUGCACAUGAGGAUUCAUACAGGUGAGAAGCCUUAUUCCUGUGAAGCAUGUGGUGAAUCCUUCACUGUCAAAUUUAGUUUGACUAAACACAAAUGUAAAAAUGCCAACCUGGAAGUUCUGCGACAGUAGAGCUGUUCUCUGAUUCACAAACUAGUCAGGUUUAUUGGUAUAGCACAUUUCAGCAACAAGGCACUUCAAAUUGAUUUGCAUGAUUAUAACAUAACACAUUAAACAAUUUUGAAACAUGCAGCAAACUACAUUUUGUCAAAUCCCAUCAUCAAAAUCAUCACACAUAAUAAUCCUCAAAUAUAUUAAUACAUUUACAGUUAUUGCACUGCAUAAACAGUGUAAUAACUGUUUAUGCUUGGAAAAUUUCAGGUUUUCCAUUAGUUUAGCAUUAGAAACAAGACACAAAUAAAUUUGGUGUUUCUCCAGUGUAUUGAUCAAAGACAAACAAAUGGAGUUUUAGCCUCAAUGUACAGAACGUCAGUGUUUCAGCAGUUGUGCAGUUUUUUGGAUGUUUGUUUGUUGGAGGCAAGGUUGUCACCGCCUUCAGAAAAAGACUAAAUGGCAGGAUUUAGGCCCUUUCCCUUCCUUGUAUUUGUGAAAGGAACCGGGGGAAGGGCGGUUGAAGUCAACCCUCCUCUGUUACGCCCCUGAAUCACCAAGCCAGCAGGCCGGAUGCCACUGCCUCUACUGCUGGUUUCUGAUUGGCCAAAGGGGAAAUUUUUAUAAAUCGCAUCAGAAUACACCUUUUUAACAGGUAUAUUCAUGUUUUUAUUUUGCUUGGAUUUCCCCAUCAUUUUAUUACUGAUUGCUGUAUUUUAUAUCUGGGGAUUAUUUUGUAACCUGCAUGUCAUGUAAAAUAACUUUUAAAAAUGUUAUUUCAACAAAGCUUACAGCUUGAUGUGUUGAUACAACAUGAAUGAAGUGUUAAAAUAAGGGUUUUUAUUAUUGAUUUGUUCUUCCUGAGUAUUAGAGGUGUCCUGCUUCAGAUGAUUAAAAUAUGUUGUUUGGAUGAUUAAACUAUUUACAUUCAUUCUUUUAA